CUCUUUUGGGUUUCCAUCAAUAUUCGCUUCUCCCUUUUAUUCUUCCUCCUUCUCCACUUCCCCCCUCUCUGUUCUCCUUCUUCGAUCUCUUUCUACUUUCAAUCCAAAAUCACCUAAAAAAUUUACACACACACACACACUCUCACCAUCGCCUCUCUCUAUCUCCCUAUAAUACUCACACUUAUAUUAACGGGUUGCAGAUCGAAGUUUCUGGCAGAUCCGAUUCAAUUCUAUAUUCCUUCUUUCUUUGGUGCUCUCCCAAGUCUGUUCCAGAUUCUUGCUGAAUUAGGCUCUUUGUGAAGCUUUUUGGAUGACCGUGUAUCGAUAUUUGGAUAAUGACUUCAAGUAUGUUGGCAGGGGAGAAAAGGUGGGCUUCUACAAGAAGAGGUGGCAUGACUGUUCUUGGAAAAGUGGCUGUCCCAAAACCAUUGAACUUGCCCAGUCAGCGGUUAGAGAAUCACGGUUUGGACCCAAAUGUUGAAAUUGUUCCCAAGGGUACAUUGAGCUGGGGUAGCCGUACGUCUUCCUCUACGUCAAACCCGUGGGGUUGCUCAACGCUCUCUCCAAAUGCUGAUGGUGGAACGAGCUCACCAAGUCAUCUUAGAUCCCGCCCUUCAUCUGGUGGGAGUGGCACUCGACCUUCAACUGCUGGUAGUGAUAGAACACAAGAACCUAUUACCAGUGCAUGGGGUACCAAUUCUAGGCCUUCAUCAGCUUCUGGGCCAUUAUCAUCAAACAAAGCACCAUCAACGUUGGCGCGUCCACACAGUGCAGAGACAAGGCCUGGCAACUCGCAACUUUCACGUUUUGCUGAGCCUGUUUCUGAACAUCCAGUAGCAUGGGGAGCAACAGCUACCGCAGAGCGUUUGGGAGUGCUGUCUUCUAAGAAUGGAGGAUUUUCUCUGAGUUCUGGGGAUUUUCCUACUCUUGGAUCGGAUAAAGAUGUAUCUGGGAAGACUACUGAGUCACAAGAUCGUGAUUCUUGUAGCCGUCCUAACUCUGCUUCUGGCAAAGUAGCACAGCCCCUAGAGAAGACAACUGCAUCUCAUUCAGAUGUGAGGGGUGAGACAUUUGACGCUUGGAAAAGAGAUGGUCAAAGUGCUGAGGAUGGUCCUCAACAUGGCAUGGAGAAAUGGCAAGGGGAUCCCCAUCACUAUCUUGGUCCUAAUGUUCCACCCCAUCAUUUUGAUGCAUGGCAUGGGCCUCCUAUGAAUGCCCCUGCUGGAUUCUGGUAUAGAGGACCACCUGGGGGGCCACCUUAUGGAGCUCCAGUUCCUCCCGGUGGUUUUCCAAUUGAACCAUUCCCCUACUUUCGACCCCCGAUUCCACCUCCUGCUAUUGCAAAUACACAGCCAGUUCCUCCUCCGGGGCCUGGAUCCAGAGGGCACCAUCCCAGAGGUGGAGAUAUGUAUAGACCCCAGAUUACCGAUGCUUAUAUUCGUCCAAAUAUGCCAUUUAGACCUGGUUUUUACUCUGGUCCAGUGGCCUUUGAGGGCUAUUAUGGACCGCCAAUGGGUUAUAGCAAUUCCAAUGAGCGGGAAAUUCCUCUCAUGGGCAUGCCUCCUGGUCCCCCAGUUUAUAAUAGAUAUUCAGGCCCAAACACUCCUGAUCCAACUAAUACUCAUGCCAGAAUUGGCAGCCAUGGUGCUAAUGCCAAAGCAUUGCCAGAGGGAGUAGAGUCUGCUCAUCCUGAUGAUGCUAAAGGACCAUAUAAAGUUCUUUUAAAGCAUGAUGCAAGAGAGGAAGGAGAGACAUGGGAACAUUCUGUGCCCACUAAUGGCCCAUAUCCUGAUAGAAGCUUUCAGAGAUCAUUGCAGAAGCAUGAGCGAGGAGGUGAACAUGACAGGGAGAAGGAAUUGUAUUCAAGGAGAACUACAGGGAGUGGGAACUGUUAUCCGCGUAGUUAUGAUGAUCGAGGAUGUGAUUCUUCAGAUAACACCAAAGCGAACUCAUUUGAAGGUAUAAAUACUAUGAAGGUUGCUGAUGGCAGUUGGACAAAGAAACCAGGUUAUGUGGAAUCCUCUGGUGGAGUGCCUCCGUCUUCCUCAGCUCCUGAAAGGGGUUCAACUCCUGCAGUGACUGCCAGAGACUCAUCCUUGAUGCAGAAGAUUGAAGGUUUAAAUGCAAAAGUCCGAGCAUCUGAUGGACGUUAUGAAGGGCCUUAUGUUUCUUCUGAAGAGGAUAUCAAUAAGUCAGAACUAAAUCCUAAGGUUACCAAUUCAAUAAAUGAAGUUAAAGGUGCUCUUGUGUCAUUCGAAAGAACUCAUACUGGAACCACUGGGAACAAGGGAGGCCAGUUAACAGCUACCAUGUCAAGGCGGCCAAAUCGCGUUGUGCAAACCAAAAAUGAUAAUCUUGGUAAAGCCCGAUCUGAUAGCCAUGAUGAUGGUUGGAGAAAAAGGCCCAUUGCUGCUGAAUCAUCUGUUGUGGCUUCUGCAACAUGCUUAGAACCUGCUUCUAAUGUUCAUGCAUGUGAGCCAGGUCCUCAAGUUGAGGCUACUGAGCAAGCUUUAACUGAUAUAAUUGUGAGUGGUGAAAAAGAAUCCUUGUCAGAAUUGCAUGAUUCAGCAGAUAACCAAGCGCAGCGUGCAAAGAUGAAAGAGUUAGCCAGGCAGCGUGCCUUACAGCUACAGAAAGAAGAGGAAGAACGAAGUAAACAACAGAAAGCCAAAGCUCUUGCUAAAUUGGAGGAAUUGAAUCGCCGUAUGCAGGCAGGUGAUGCUUUGUCUCAGAAGGCUAUAAAGGAUUCGUCCCCUGAUGUUAUGAAGCAAGAUCUGGAAGGCUCCUCACCCCCUGAACCAGUGGUGCCUAGUGUCAGACCUCAAGCCCGCAAUGCAGCUUUAGCAGCACAGUGUGAUGUAAUUGAUACUAGCAACCGCAUUCUAGACAAAGGCAGUGAGCAUACUAAUCCACCUAUUAUGCUAGAAUUCGGCACUUCUAUUAUGGUCCAGUCAGAAAUAGCCAUCCCACAACCCCAAGCUUUGUUAUCUAAGCAGGAUGCCAAUAGGGUUGCUACCACUCAUGGAAAAGUUGCUUGGCAGUCAAGUGAUGGGGGUGUUGUCAAGCAUAAGCGUACUAGCCACAAGCAAAGGCCAAAUAUGACACCGAAGAAUAUGAAUGAAAAAUCAGUUCUGGUUAGCGUUGCUGAGGUAUCCAAGGGUCAUAAUGAUGUAAAUAUUAAUGAUGUUCCAUCAACUGAGGCUCAUGAAGUUGGCUUAAGUGCUGAAUCAAACAUGGUUAAUAAUGCCAAGGUUGCCGUCGAGUCUUCUGCGCAGCAGAGAAGGAAAGGUAAUAGGACCAACAAGAACAAGCAGAAGCUUGAUACUGUGCUGCCUAGCCCAGCUACUCCAUUACCAGUGCAAAAUGAUAGUAAUCCUGCUAAAGUCCGUAUGCAACAGGAGAAGUUGAAUUCAUCUCAGCUGGUUCUAGAUGUGAGCACAGUUCAGGCAGCAAGUGGUGAUAGUGUUGUGCAGCCUUCUGAUCAGAGUUCUCCUUUGCCUAUGGAAGAAGGUCAUAGUCGAGUAAUUAACCAAUGGAAACCUCAGCACCCUCGCAGGCCGCAGAGAAAUCAGCACCCUAAUGUGCAUACUGAUAAGUUUCAUGGAGGUGAUACGGUUGUGUGGGCACCUGUGCGGUCUCAGAGCAAAACUGAAGAUGCUGCUGAAGCAAGUCUGAAAACUGCAUCAGAUUCCGUUGGUCCUCUGAAGAGUGAUAAUGUGGUGCAGAGUAAUUCAAAAAGCAAGAGGGCUGAAAUGGAGAGAUAUGUUCCAAAACCUGUCGCCAAAGAGCUUGCACAGCAUGCUAGUAGUCAACCGCCACUGUUGUCGUCAGGCAGUUCUCCUGGUCCAGAUGAGACAACUGGAAGGGCAGACUCUACGCCUGAAAACCUACCUACUAGCUCUGUAAUUGAGAGCUUUUCCAUAGAGUCCAGGAUUGGUGACAGCAAGCACAAUAAUAAUAGGCAAGGGAAAGCACAUGGAGUGUGGAGGCAAAGGGGUUCAGCAGACUUGGCAUUGGACACCAGCAAGAACACUUAUUCUCUGGAUCACACCAGCAAGAACACUUAUAAGACUCUGGAUCACACUCCAUCUAUGAAGCCUGAUGGAGAUUCUGCGAAAUCUGAUUCGAAGUGUUCGAGUAAGUUCGAUGUAUCAGAUGGUUGGAACAUGCCAGGUGAUUUUGAAGGUCCACGUACCACCAUUCCUGUUGUAAAAGAUGAGGGAACGACAGGUAAAGGAAAACGCUAUCCUUCUAAGGGCCAUAGAAGCACAGGAAAUUCUGGACAUCAAUACAAAAACAGCAGUGGGGAAACUCAGCAAAAUCACACUCUGUCAGGAGCUUCUGACAUAAACCAGAUGGACAGAAGCGCUGCAGCAAAGGAAAAUCUUGGCAUGGCUAAUCGUGCUCCACCACAUUGGCAACCAAAGUCCCACAUGGUUGCAGUUAAUAAUCAACAGGUAGGUGUGUCUACCAGAGCCCAAAAUGUUACUAUGGAAGGCGGUCGAGCUGAUAAGAGGGAUUAUCAUCAGGAUAAAGUUAAUGUUCCCCUACGCAGUGUGAAGGGGAGCAGUGAUAAAGGUGUGGGUCAAUCAGAUCAAUUAGCAUCUGAAGAUAAAAUUGUUUCAGAGGUACCUAACGUUGGAAAUCUCGAUCCAAGAAGAGAGAGAAAGCCAUCUUCAUUUAGGGGACGCCCCUACUCCCCAAACCAAGGUCCGGUUGUCAAAGCUGAAUUACCUCCUGCUGAAAGUGCUGAAGCUAUGCAAGAGCGGAGCAACUCAGGUUUAAGAAGGAAUGUAAACCAAAACAAUCGUCCUGCCAGAAUGCAGGAAUCUUGUGGAGAUAUGUUCUCGGGGAGAGAUAAUCGGCAGCGCAGCACCUCCAGUGGUCGAGAAAGGCGGAGGAACAACAUGCAUUAUGAGUACCAGCCAGUUGGGCAAUACAGUGAUAGCAAAUCAAGUAAUUUUGAAGGGCCAGCUGAUGGUUCUUACAAUGUUGGUCAGAGAUACAGAGAGAGGGGUCAGGGUCAGUCAAAGCGUGGAGGUGGGAAUUUCCAUGGUAGGCAAGGUGGCUCUGGCCGAAUAAAUGCCAAUUAUGAUUGAUUGACGGGGAGGCUAAAAUGUGGAUUUAGGUCUUUUUAGUUUGUGAUGGAUAGCAACUUGCCGGAUAAUCUUUGCUUAGUUUGCAAGAUGUCUGGUGGUGCAGUCUUAGGUGGUAGCUUUUUGACGUGGUAAAAGAGAAUUUGUUGGCCAAUGUCACACGGGUGAGCUGGACUACAGCCUGGUUUUUGCCACAUGGUUUUGGGAAAAAUAGUGUUUGGUGCAACAGUAAGUGCGGCAUUAUGAGAACUGUAAUUAAUUUGAAGAACAUUAAAAUAGUUUCCCAUUUUCUCCCCAGAAGAAUGUCAAUUCGUAUGAAGCAUUUGUAUGUUGCUAUUACGUUUGUAGUUUUGUACCAUCACAAUUUAGAUGUGUAGCUUUUUCUCUUGGUCGAGAAGCAAGAAUGAUGGGCAAAGUGAAGCUAGUUUUGCCUGCUCCGCUAUGUUAUUUUGUUGAGAAAAGUCCCAAAUUUUUCCCCUAUCUUUGAGCUUUGUCUCAAAAUCAUCCUAUUUGACAUGA
Molecule: messenger RNA, 5615 nt
Organism: Nicotiana attenuata
Lineage: Eukaryota; Viridiplantae; Streptophyta; Magnoliopsida; Solanales; Solanaceae
Product: protein MODIFIER OF SNC1 1
Exons: 10
Coding region: 336-5099 (1587 amino acids)
Biological process (GO): epigenetic regulation of gene expression
Source: RefSeq, a predicted model, not a curated record